Messenger RNA from Manihot esculenta (cassava), 1446 nucleotides. RefSeq lists its product as uncharacterized. Bases 168 to 1217 code for a protein of 349 amino acids. The record is from RefSeq and is a predicted model, not a curated record. The transcript is spliced from 3 exons. NCBI's taxonomy places the organism in Eukaryota, Viridiplantae, Streptophyta, Magnoliopsida, Malpighiales, Euphorbiaceae.
UGCGUAUAGCGCACUCCUGCUCAGUGUAGAACUCGCCUCUUCAUCUGCUAGUGAGGGGUGAGGUGACUGCGCUUCCUCUGCGGUGGAGUGGAGUAGCAAACUCGAAAAGGGAAAAGGAAAUUCUCCGAUUCAUUUCACCAUCCAAUCAUUUUACUCCACCUCACCCAAUGCUCUGUUCGUUCCCGACUGGCAAGUCCGGUUCAAAAUGGCUGGACCGGCUCCGUUCCAACAAAGGCUUCCCGGCAGCUGACGACGUCGACCUCGACCACUUCCUCACCAAUCACCAGAAUUCCUUUUCCGAUUCUCCACUUCCCAAUCCCUCUAAUACCUCAAACUCCAACUCAGAGUCGAGCCAGUCACAUAGUAAACGAGUCAAUUCUGAUCGUAGCCACGCCGCGGAGACGUCAAGCGAGAGUGGAGAUAAAGAAUGGUUGGGUGCAAUGACCAAUGUUCUGUGCGACCUUUUCAACAUGGGCGAACUCACCGACAAGAAUUCGAGAUUUUCCGGGAAAAAGAGUGCAAGGAAACAAGCAAACCCUAAGUUUUGCGACGUGUCUACUCCGACUUCAGCCAAUGACAUCGACUCCAUAGGAAAAGACGAAUCUGUCCAGGCCGCAACGGUGUCGUUGCACUCUGAUAAUAAUUCGAAUAUUGGGGCAAAUGCGAAUUGGGAUGACCAUGGGGAGGAGGAGAAGGAGAAAACCAGCGGUGGAGGCGGUGGUGGUAGUGAUAGAGAGCUAAAAGGGUACUCGAGAAGUGAAGUGACGGUUAUCGAUACGAGCUUUGAGGUUUGGAAGUUUGACAAGUUGGUGUUUAGAAGGAAGAAUAUAUGGAAAGUUCGAGACAAGAAGGGAAAAUCUUGGACUGUUGGCACCAAGAAAAGGAAGGGAAAUCACUUAGAAUCUGGAAAUGGAGAUGUGGGUUCGAAGAAGAAAGUUAAAACUUCCAAAACCGAGUUCGGGUUAUCGAAGGACUCCAAUGGAGGGGACUUUGUAUCGCCGUCUAAUGAUGAUGGGAAACUACAGGGUGAGGAAAAAGAAGUUUGUAAAGAUUCACCGGAUGAUCAGUUCCAAGUUCCUAAAAGAAGAUCACCCAAGAAAUUGAAAAAGAAUGGCUCAUCAGUUGUUCUUAUAAAAGCUAUACCUACAAGGAAGAAGUGUGGGAGGAGCCUUCACAAGAGUCAUCUCAAUGACUUUCAGACACAGUACAAGGCUUAAUAAAUUACCCGUUAACAGAGUUUUUAAGUUGAAGCCGUAUGCAAUACAAUUCCCCCAGGAGAGCUAAAGCUGAAAAUACCUCAAACCUAUCCACAUGAUUCUGAAUCAAUGAUUCAUUGCCUUAUCUUUCUAGCAUUUAAGACAUUUUACUUUUUGGUUAACUCAUUUAUUCAAGGAGUCUGACUGGGAUUAUUGCAAUUGAAGUUAAGAAAAUCUUUUUUUUUUUUCA